AUGAUGAACAAACAGAGUACGCUGUUUUCAGCGGCAGCAUUCCUCUGCCUCCUCCUCUGCCUAACGAAGAUCACAACAGCACAAUCCCCUGCAUCAUCCCCUGCCGCCGCACCGCCACCAGCAGCAACCCCGCCGGCGCAACUCCCAGCGUCACCUUCCCCAACCAACGUCACCAAAAUCCUCGAGAAGGCCGGCCACUUCAACACCUUCAUCCACCUCCUCCGAUCCACACAGGAAGACAGCCACCUCCUCACCCUCCUCAACAACUCCAACAACGGCGCCACCAUCUUCGCCCCCUCGGACUCCGCCUUCUCCUCUCUGAAAUCCGGCACCCUCAACUCCCUCUCCGACGAGGCCAAAUCCGAGCUCGUCAAGUUCCACGUCGUCCCCACUUUCCUCUCCUCCGCCCAAUUCCAGACCGUCAGCAAUCCGAUCGCCACGGAGGCGGGAUCCGGUGGCCGCGUGUCCUUCAAUUUGACCGCGUAUCCCGAUUCGGUCAGCAUUACCACGGGGCUCACCAACGCUAGCAUCGCCGGGAAUGUGUACGCCGACGAUCAGCUGGCGGUUUAUAAGGUGGACAAGGUGUUGCUCCCCGUGGAUAUCUUCACCGCCAAACCUCCUGCUCCUGCUCCGGCUCCAACGGCGGAGAAGCCAAAGAAGAAGAAGGGUUCCCCUGCCCCUGAAGAGGAGGCCACCCCUGUUGUUCAGGUGAACACAUCGGCUGCUGCUGAUGCAGGGAUUUCUGCCGUUUGGGUAACAGCGGCGGCCUUUGCUCUUGGUGUAGCUUUAUUUGCGCCGGCUAUUUGA
This is a messenger RNA of Linum tenue, 807 nucleotides long. NCBI's taxonomy places the organism in Eukaryota, Viridiplantae, Streptophyta, Magnoliopsida, Malpighiales, Linaceae. The record is from the annotation of a GenBank genome assembly.